AUGGGCUUUGGUGGAGGAACUGACAACGUUUCCUUCGCCGUCCCCGCUUUCAGAGAGGCUUCUCAAGCUGCCCGCCGGGCCCGCGCCACAAAUGAACGCCUGAGCCAGGAUGCCCUUUCUCCCUCUAGGCGCAGGGCUCGGUUGCCCUCCGAUGAUUCUGACUCGGAUGACCAGCCGCUGGCUCAGAGACGUCGGCGCCGAGCCCCUCGUCCGGUGUCCGACUCAGGCCCGUCGUUUGUCCCUUCUCCUCCUCCAAAUGCAGCUGCCUCUCUCCCACCUCCCUAUGUGACUCCGCCUCCAAUCCCGAGCCCUGUAAAUGAUCCGCCUAUUCCGUCUGUUACCCAGGUAGAACCCCCGUUGGCUCAACCUUCCACAUCGCAGCAAACUCAGGGCGAUGAAGCUGUCCCCUCAGAAUGCCCUUCAAUUAUCCCGCCUGUAGUACCUCCUCAAGGGCCUUCUUCAGCUCCUUCUAACUCACCUGCUGAUCCCUCUGCUCUUCCUAGCUCAAUCGCGGGUCCCUCAGACCCAUCCCAUCUUACUUAUCACAGUUAUUGUACUAGUGUCCCCUCUGAGGGGAGGUUAUGGUCCCGCACAGAUGUUCCCACCAGCUCCCUCAAGAUGAAAGGUCGUCUGGCCAUUUUAUGGGAAGAAAGCGUACAACAUAUGGACUCCUUGCCUCCCUCGGCUCUGAUGGACAAAUUCGCAGAGUUGUAUAUCAAGCUAAACUUUGAAGCUUUCCGAACUGCUUGUGCAGAGUCUCUAAAAGUGAACAAUUCUUUUCAUGCUAUUUAUCAUCAGAAUAAGGUGUUGCGAGACCAAGUUGCUGAACUGGAAUUGCAAUUGAAUGAUCCUGCCCAAGGCAGCCAUGCUUUGCGGGCAAAGAUAGAAGAUUUGACCAGACAGAAGAACAGUCUGGAAACAUCCCUAGCGCAAGCCAACCAUGAACUUAAAGAUCUCCAGGAAAAGCAAAGUCAAGUUGACCUUAAGCACCAGCAGAGUAUAGAUCAGCAAUGCUUUCAACGGGCUAUGGAACAAUUGACUCAGAAGCUGCGUGUUGCCGAGACUCUGUCGCAAAAUCAAGACCAGAAGUUAAAAUCGCAGGAGGCCCUUUUGAAAUCUCAGGAGACCCAGUUGACCUCCCAAGCCACAGAAUUAGCUACUGCCCAGAAUGAACUAGCUCAGGCUCGGGCCACCACAGAAGGCGUAUCCACAGCCCUGGCUAUUUACAGAGAGGGGGAGAACGAUUGCUGCUUGCGGAACCGUGCUCUGUAUCUGCGUUCUCUAGAAUUUUGUUUACAGGUGGGACAUCGUUUUUCCACGUCUGUUAUCCACGGGGCGGGCGGGGCUCUGCGACAACUUUACGAGCAAGAUUAUUUAAAGUCCCUUCCGCCUCCUAAAUUUUUAGACCAUGACCGGAUCCUUAAAGAGAUACCAGAUGAAAUAUUUGCUCCUUUCGAAUGA
Messenger RNA from Zingiber officinale, 1461 nucleotides. Its product is annotated as formin-like. The record is from RefSeq and is a predicted model, not a curated record. NCBI's taxonomy places the organism in Eukaryota, Viridiplantae, Streptophyta, Magnoliopsida, Zingiberales, Zingiberaceae. The transcript has 2 exons. The coding region runs from base 1 to 1461 and encodes 486 amino acids.